Messenger RNA from Fusarium subglutinans, 1062 nucleotides. Its product is annotated as endo-polygalacturonase 6. NCBI's taxonomy places the organism in Eukaryota, Fungi, Ascomycota, Sordariomycetes, Hypocreales, Nectriaceae. The coding region runs from base 1 to 1062 and encodes 353 amino acids. Gene Ontology annotation, molecular function: oxidoreductase activity, acting on the CH-CH group of donors, NAD or NADP as acceptor. The record is from RefSeq and is a predicted model, not a curated record. The transcript has a single exon.
AUGAACAUGACUGAUCAUACUGAGGCUAAAGUCUGGGUCUUUGCCAACAAGACGGAGGGGACACCAACGAUAGACGGCCCAAACCCAACAUUCCGGCUAGAAACCAUUCAGAUCCCGCCUCUCAAGGAAGAACAAAUUCUUGUCAAGGUCCUUUAUAUCUCAAACGAUGCAGGCCUCCGUACCUUCAUUGGCUGUACAGUUGAUGAGGACAGGAUGUAUGUCCCUCCCAUCGAGAUCGGCGACCCCAUGCAUUCUGGAGUGAUCGGGGAAGUUCUCGAGUCCAGCUCCGCACGUUUCAAACCCGGCGACUUGGUAAUGGAACCGUAUCGAUCCUGGUGGGGCGAUAAGACCAUCCUCGACACCGACACAGUGCAACAUAUCGCCCCUCUCCCAAAUAACCUCUCCAUCACGCAUUAUCUUGGUGCAUUCGGAGGAUCCGGUCAGGCAGGUUACGUCGGACUCUUGCAUAUCGCGCAAGCCAAGCCCGAGCACACAAUCGUUGUUUCCGCUGCAGCGGGAGCUACGGGGUCCAUCGUCGUGCAGACCGCAGUCAAGCUUCUCGGUGCCAAGCGCGUAGUAGGCAUCGCAGGCGGUAAAGAAAAGUGUGCAUGGGUUAGAGAUUAUCUAGGCGCUCAUGCAUGUGUUGACUACAAAAGUCCCACGUUUAUGCAGGAUCUGAAAGAGGCGACACCAGAGGAGGUUGAUAUCUACUUCGAUAAUGUCGGUGGAGCUGUCUUGGAUGGUGUCCUUACGAGGAUGAAGAAGUUUGGAACGAUUGCAGUCUGUGGAGCUGUAAGUACGUAUAAUUCGGAUAAGCCGACUAUGUUGAAGAACUGGUUCGAGAUCAUCUCGCAGAGGUUGACUCUAAAGGGCUUUUUUCUCUUUGAUCACAUGGACAAGGUUCCCGAUGGGAUGGAGCAACUCAUCAAGGCGGCGACCGAUGGACGAAUUAAUGUUGAUAUUGAGAAUAUCGUACCAGCGAAGAUCGAGGAUAUGCCUAGGGCUUGGAUAGAUGUUUAUAAUGGUGGAAACAAGGGAAAGUCUAUCACAAAGCUAAUCUAG